AUGUUUCAGCCAGGCCUCUGCCAUGGGAGACGGCCUGGCCUGAACCGUUCGGCCUGGCAACCUUGUGUCCGAAGAUGGGCUCCAGUGGCCCACCAGGUAGCCCUCGGCAGACUGAUGGUCAGGUUGGGGGUCCCGAGGGCCUGAGAGGCCCUAGAAGAUGCACUCCCCACCCCCACAAAUGUGGCAGUGCCAGGGGUGGGGUGAUCACUGUUUCUAGUAUCUGAAGGACUCUUAUCCGAGAGUCAUGAAUUCCUAGCAUUCCCUGUGCCAGGACAGGACCAGGAGAUGGGGGCAGGGGAGAGGGUACAAGCCCCACCUAGGGCAGUGGCCACAGCAGCAAGAGGCAGACAGCCAGGAGCCUGGGCAGGAGGCAGGAUGGCGGCAGGGGCAACGGCUGGAGCCUGGGUGCUGGUCCUCGGUCUGUGGGGGACAGUGGCAGGCUGUCAAAACGUCACAGCCCCGAUCGGGAAGCCGCUGGUGCUCAAGUGUAAGGGUGCUCCCAGGAAACCACCCCAGCAGCUGGAAUGGAAACUGCACACAGGCAGGACAGAAGCCUGGAAGGUCCUGUCUCCCCAGGGAAGCCCCUGGGACAGCGUGGCUCGAGUCCUCCCCAAUGGCUCCCUCCUCCUGCCGGCUGUGGGGAUCCCGGAUGAGGGGGCUUUCCGGUGCCGGGCCAUGAGCCGGAAAGGAAAGGAGAUCAAGUCCAACUACCAAGUCCGAGUCUACCAGAUCCCUGGGAAGCCAGAAAUUGUCGAUCCCGCCUCGGAACUCAAGGCUGGUGUCCCCAAUAAGGUGGGGACAUGUGUGUCUGAGGGGGGCUACCCUGCAGGGACUCUUAGCUGGCACUUAGACGGGAAGCCCCUGAUACCUGAUGGCAAAGGCGUGUCUGUGAAGGAAGAGACCAGGAGACACCCUGAGACAGGGCUUUUCACGCUCCAGUCAGAGCUGACGGUGACCCCAGCGCAGGGGGGAGCACCCCACCCCUCCUUCUCCUGUAGCUUCAGCCCCGGCCGUCCCCGGCGCAGAGCCCUGCACACAGCCCCCAUCCAGCUCAGCGUCCAGGGCGAGCCCAGAGCCCCGGAGCCUGUGCCUCCAGAGGUCCAACUGGUGGUGGAGCCGGAAGGCGGAGCAGUGGCUCCUGGGGGUACUGUGACCCUGACCUGUGAAGCCUCCUCCCAGCCCCCUCCUCAAAUCCACUGGGUCAAGGACGGCACCCCCCUGCCCCUUCCCCCCAGUCCAGUGCUGCUCCUCCCUGAGGUAGGGCCUCAGGAUCAAGGAACCUACAGCUGUGUGGCCACCCACCCCAGCCACGGGCCCCGGGAGAGCCGUGCUGUCAGCAUCAGCAUCAUCGAAACAGGCGAGGAGGGGCCAACUGCAGGCUCUGUGGGAGGGCCUGGGCUGGGAACUAUAGCCCUGGCCCUGGGGAUCCUGGGAGGCCUGGGGGCAGCCGCCCUGCUCAUUGGGGUCAUCCUGUGGCAAAGGCGCCGCCGCCGAGGAGAGGAGAGGAAGGCCCCAGAAAACCGGGAGGAGGAGGAGGAGCGGGCAGAGCUCCGUCAGUCCCAGGAGCCCGACGCCGCCGAGAGCAGCGCAGGAGGGCCUUGAGGGGCCCUGGCCACCCCACCCCUCAGCUCCCCUUUCUUUUCCCUACACUGUUUUGGCCCCAGACCAUUUCUUCCUGUAUAACCUCUACUCACCUCGCCUAACUCCCUUUCACAACCAGAGCCUCCCACAAAUAGCGAUGAGUAAACACCUGACAUAACCUUGC
Molecule: messenger RNA, 1765 nt
Organism: Myotis daubentonii (Daubenton's bat)
Lineage: Eukaryota; Metazoa; Chordata; Mammalia; Chiroptera; Vespertilionidae
Gene: AGER
Product: advanced glycosylation end-product specific receptor
Biological process (GO): regulation of inflammatory response; regulation of p38MAPK cascade
Cellular component (GO): plasma membrane
Molecular function (GO): signaling receptor activity; laminin receptor activity
Source: RefSeq, a predicted model, not a curated record